Molecule: messenger RNA, 225 nt
Organism: Laetiporus sulphureus 93-53
Lineage: Eukaryota; Fungi; Basidiomycota; Agaricomycetes; Polyporales; Laetiporaceae
Exons: 2
Source: RefSeq, a predicted model, not a curated record
CCUCACUCGGCUUUUCUUCGGCGCUCCACGUGCUGUGGCUGUGCCGCUUCAUCGGACUGCCAGCCUGUCUCGCUCGGCAUCUGCUCGGCCUGCCCUUUGACGCCCUGCUCCACCCUCGCCUCGCUGCCUUCACACCUCGAUGACCUGCCCCAGCUCCCAGCCCUUGACCUGUCAACUGGAUCACUCACCAGCCAGGAUCCUGGUCCCCCAGCAGGAGCCUCGUAG